Babesia microti strain RI is the source of this 201-nucleotide messenger RNA. Its product is annotated as RNA-binding protein, putative. NCBI's taxonomy places the organism in Eukaryota, Apicomplexa, Aconoidasida, Piroplasmida, Babesiidae. The coding region runs from base 1 to 201 and encodes 66 amino acids. The record is from RefSeq and is a predicted model, not a curated record. The transcript is spliced from 2 exons.
AUGAAUCAGUUAGUAGUUACAAUGAUUGACACAGGGAGUAGGAUAUUUUUUAUUAACAUUCCUUCUAAUUCACUUUCUAAUAUUGGACCACUAGAGGUUUAUGUUUAUCAACAAAGAGACAAUAACACUGGCUGGGCAUGGGUAGGAUUCACUCACAAAAAAAGCGUAGACUAUGCGCUAACUAUAUCUGAUUUGGCAUAA